AUGAGCAAGGAGGAAAGUGAUAUCGAUUUUUCUUCUGAUGAAGAGGAAACCAACAAUGUUUUGAUUGGGUCAAAGAAGAAGGUUUCUCUGGAGAAGGAUGUGUUUAAUAAACAAGAUGAUGAAGAGGAUAAUGCCGAGGAGGAGGAAGGGGAAAGAGAAGAUGAACAAGGAUCUGGCUCACCUGAGGAGGAUAAAAUAAGUGAAGAAAAGCCAAAGGAGAAAGUGGAAAGUACAGAAGAGAAGACUUUACGAUUGAAGAAGAAACUAGAAAAAAUGAAAAAUUUAAAGAAACAAAAUCAUAAGACUGGGGUCGUUUAUCUAUCUAGAAUCCCUCCCUAUAUGAAGCCGGCAAAGAUGAGACAGAUUCUUUCCAAGUUUGGAGAAAUCGACAGACUUUUCCUAAAGAGAGAAAAUGAUCAAAAACAUACAAGAAGAAUAAAGGGUGGUGGUAAUAAAAAGGCAAUGUAUGAAGAAGGUUGGGGUGAAUUUAUAAGGAAAAGAGAUGCAAAACUCUGCGCUAUGACUUUGAAUGGGAACAUCAUUGGUGGUAAGAAGGGAACUUUCUACCAUGAUGAUAUAUUGAACGUUAAAUAUUUGCCCGGUUUCAAGUGGGCUGAUUUGACUGAGCAAAUUGCUAGAGAAAAUGAUAUUAGACAAUCUAAAUUGGAGAUGGAAAUUUCUCAAGCCAAUAAAUUAAAUGCAGAAUUUAUUAGAAAUGUAGAACAAUCAAAGAUGCUUCAUAACAUGAAGAAAUCGAAAAAGAGAAACAAUGAUGAACAAGUGGAGGAGGAGACUCAUUUAAGAGAUUUCAAACAACGUAAAGUGACAUCCAGCAGAGCUAACGCACCAAAGGAACAGAAACAAGCCUCGGAUCCGGCAAAGAAGCUAGGAAACGUCCUAAGCAACCUAUUAUAG
Messenger RNA from Naumovozyma castellii, 915 nucleotides. RefSeq names its product RNA-binding ATPase activator ESF2 (gene ESF2). The transcript has a single exon. NCBI's taxonomy places the organism in Eukaryota, Fungi, Ascomycota, Saccharomycetes, Saccharomycetales, Saccharomycetaceae. The coding region runs from base 1 to 915 and encodes 304 amino acids. The record is from RefSeq and is a predicted model, not a curated record.